Messenger RNA from Amborella trichopoda, 3458 nucleotides. RefSeq names its product disease resistance protein RPM1. Gene Ontology annotation, biological process: defense response to other organism. NCBI's taxonomy places the organism in Eukaryota, Viridiplantae, Streptophyta, Magnoliopsida, Amborellales, Amborellaceae. Gene Ontology annotation, molecular function: ADP binding. The record is from RefSeq and is a predicted model, not a curated record.
AAGCAAUUAAAAUUAUGUCCCACAGUCUAAAAUUAUACUGAGGGAAAUAUCGCUAGGACUGCCGUCCAAAGUCACCCAAACAUGUGUGGAAUUAGGAUACCAGUAUCUAUUUUAUGAUGUUUUGGCCACCAUUUGCAAUUUGUAUGUAGUUACAUGGUCUUAGCAAUUUUCAAUUUCAAUCAAUUUCCUUAGUUUCAUCUUCCCUAGGCCUACUCAAUAUCUUAGUAAUAGCAAUAGAAGUGCCUUGUAAGCCUAGGUCUUUUAACCAUAACCAUUCUCGAGAGGAUUAGAGAUGGCAGAUGCUGCAGUGACAUUCUUCUUGGAGAAAUUGGAUUCACUUAUAACCCAAGAAGCAAGGCUCCUCUCUGGCGUGCACAAGGACAUCGUUUGGCUUAGGGAUGAGCUAAGCACCAUGCGUGCAUUCUUGGAGGAUGCAGGUAGAAGGAAAACUAAAGAACCCCUCAUAAGAAUUUGGGUGGAGCAAGUAAGAGAUGUCGUCUAUGAUGUUGAGGAUAUCCUUGAUGAAUUUGUCAUCAAGAUGGAGCCGCAACACCGAUUUUCGCUGAAGAAGCUCAUAAUUCUCCAUCGAGUUGGAACCGAGAUACAAGGCAUUAAGGCACGUAUUCGUGCCAUUACAGAUAGGAGAAGGACUUUUGACAUUCAAAGGAAAGAAGAUGAUAAAACUCUGGAUACUUCAGGUUUAGAAAAUCAAGAUCCAGUUGCAGCUUAUCCUUACUUUGAGGAAGCCUGUAUUGUAGGUAUCGAAAGUGAUGUGGAGAUUUUGGUGGGAUGGCUGCUAAAUGGAAGUUCAAAACUUGAGGCAGUUUCGGUUGUAGGGAUGGGUGGGAUAGGGAAGACUACUCUUGCUAAGAAAGUUUAUAACAUGGAAGAGAUUAAGAUGCACUUCGAUUGCCGUUCAUGGGUGAGUGUAUCACAGUCCUUUACAUUAGAAGCACUUCUAACAGCUAUAAUAAAUGGCUUUUAUGAAGAUGAAAAAGAAGCAAUUCCUAUCACCGUUGAGGCAAUGGACGAGAGGCAGCUUCAUCGAUACCUUAAUCUGUACUUGCAAGAGAAGAGGUAUCUUGUUGUGUUGGAUGAUGUAUGGAGUGAAGAUGUUUGGAAUGGUGUAAGAAUUUCUCUACCAAAUUGUGAACAUGGAAGUCGGAUUGUCUUCACAACUCGGUUGAGGGAUGUAGCUUCUUUGACACAAAUAGAGAGCCAUGUGCAUAACCUUCAACCCUUGGCAGAUGAGGAGGCUUGGACCCUAUUUUGUAACACGGCGAUUCGGCAAAACGAUCUAAAGAAUUUCACUCAAGAAUUGGAAGAGGUGGGAAAACUUAUUGUGAAUAACUGCGAGGGUCUACCACUGGCAAUCGUGGCUAUUGGGGGCAUGAUAUCCAAGAGAGCGAUGGCAGUGGCUGAGUGGAACAAAGUGCUAAAGAGUAUCAACUGGGAGUUGGCUAACAAUUCCUUGUUCAGAAGAGUGAGAGGGAUCUUAUCGAUGAUUUAUAAUGAUAUGCCACCUCUACUCAAAUAUUGUUUCUUAUAUUGCUGUUUGUUACCAGAUGGUUAUGAGAUCAAACAAAACACAUUAAUCAGGUUAUGGGUUGCAGAAGGAUUUGUAGUAACUCAUCACGGAUUAACCAGGGAGGAGGUAGCAAUGGCAUAUCUUAAGGAGUUAAUUGUUAGGAACUUGAUUCAAGUAGUGGGUACUCGCUUCAAUGGGCAGGUGUGCCGGGUCCAUGAUGUAGUGAGAAAACUUGCUCUCUCCAUUUCUGAGAAUGAGAAUUUUGGGGCAGUUAUAACUGGUGUGGAGACCAAAUUAGAUGAUAAGACUCGGCGCACCUCAAUCCAUGAGUUCCAUGAUAGCUUCAUGACUCAGAUACAAAAGUCGCGCCUUCGCACCCUACUCAUGUUUGGUAUGGAAAAAUUGCCCUAUCCUCUAUCCUCUUUUCUACCCAAAUUUAGAUUUUUAAGAGUCUUGGACAUGGGAGGUGUUCAUAUUCCUAAACUACCUAAUGAAAUUGGGAAAUUAAUUCCUCUAAGGUUUUUAGGAUUGAGGAAUACAGGGAUACAAGAGCUCCCUAAGUCACUGAAAAAGCUUCAUAGACUAGAGACGUUGGAUGUCAUGGGAAGCAAUUUGGAGUCAUUGCCCUCUUCAAUCUCGAGCCUGCAAAAUCUGAACCAUCUGCUUGUAAGUCGUAGGCAGUUUUCCACAAAGGAAUUCAUGACUGAAUUGUUUGAAUCUGACACAAACCUCCUUUAUGAUCAAUUUGUUCCAACUAAUGUUUGUAUCAGGGGCAAAACAAGCCUUCAUGCAUUAAAAUACAUCAGAGUUGACAGUGCUCUUGUUAAAGAGUUGGCAGAUUUGGUUCAGCUUGAGAGACUACAUGUCCAACUAGUGAGAAGGGAGGAUGGGAAGAAGUUAUGGGCCAGCAUUCAAAAAAUGCAGCGCCUUCAGACCUUGGUACUACUAUCUGUAGAUCAACACGAACCCAUGUUCAUUGAUUCAUUGCCUUCUUUGCCGCCGCAUCUAACCCAACUGCUCACUGAUGUGGUUUUGGAAAAGCUACCAAACUGGUUAUGCUGUCUUUCUAGCCUCACAGAGUUAUGCCUAAUUUCUUCAGCAUUAGUGGAAGAUCCACUUAGUGCUCUACAAUCACUUCCCAAUUUGGCAGUUCUAGUUCUUUCAAAAGCAUAUAAUGGGAAGACCAUGGGGGCUGAUGGAAUAGGAGGAUUUCCCAAGCUCAAGUUUCUCAUAUUUCAUAACUUGGAAGAAUUACAGUGGUGGGGAGGAAUGAAAGAGGGAAGCAUGCCAAAUCUCAAGUCCAUGUAUGUCAUUGGAUGCAAGAAGUUGAAGAUGUUGGAUGAAAGCUUUAAAUUUCUGACUUCAAUUCAAUAUUUCUUUCUCGGAAAUAUGCCAGAGGAGUUCGUAGCCAGGCUGAGAUCUGAUGGUGGGGAAGACAAUUACAAAAUUCAACACAUCCCUGUCAUUGAAAUAUUUUAUUUGAUUGAUGGGGAGUUGGUCUCAAAGUACCUAGAGUGAUUCUUGGGCAUUUGGAAAAACAUGCACAAAACCUGGAUGCAUAUUGGUUUCUCUAUAUCAGUGUGUUUGAGGACCUGGAGAACGUCAUUGCAUGGUGCAUCUCCCAAGAACAUAUACCUUGGUCUUGGACUUCUAUCAUGGAUGAGAUCACACAAGCCUUACAGAGUAGAGAAGUAAUAUUCAGGCAUGUAAACAGAGAGCGCAAUGGAGAUGCUGAUCGAUUAGCCAAAGAGGCAACGUUGUCCUAGCUUUAUGUACUCUUGCUCUCUUUCGUCCUGUCUCACCUAUUUCCUUUGUUCUUCCUUUUUUUUGUAUCAUUUUAAUGGAAAUUUUCCGUCUUUUCUCUCCUUUUACUUUCACAUUUUGUUUACCCUUGUACCUCUUAAUUAUCUCAGCGAAAUUUACUUGCCGU